Molecule: messenger RNA, 423 nt
Organism: Serpula lacrymans var. lacrymans S7.9
Lineage: Eukaryota; Fungi; Basidiomycota; Agaricomycetes; Boletales; Serpulaceae
Exons: 2
Coding region: 131-292 (53 amino acids)
Source: RefSeq, a predicted model, not a curated record
AGAAUUAGUAUGCGGCGAUAGUUGCUGGUGAUGACUCUGAUGAUGCGAUUGCUGCUGAGGUUGAUGGGACGCUGUACUGCCGAGGGUUGUAUGUACGUUGGAGGGUAACCCCCAUAACCAGGAGUAGAAUAUGCUCCAGGACUUGUUUGGUGUUGCACUUGCUCUUCGGGAGGUGGCGGAGGAGGUUGUACUUGAUGGUAUUGCGGUGCUUGCUGCGCUGGGGGAUACGAAGGAUGAUGCGAGAUUGGAUAAGAAGGCUGGUGAGAAGGUCGUGCAUCUCGGGACACGUUGACUGCUGACCCUGCCCGAGUCCGUUUUGACGAAGUAUUUUGUGGAUGUGCAGAAUCAUCGCCACGAGAGCCAGGCCCGAUAGUGACGGAGUUUGGUACGGGAGUGACUUGGGCGGAAAGAGGGAUACCAGGA